This is a messenger RNA of Bombus pascuorum, 784 nucleotides long. RefSeq names its product adenosine 5'-monophosphoramidase HINT3-like. NCBI's taxonomy places the organism in Eukaryota, Metazoa, Arthropoda, Insecta, Hymenoptera, Apidae. The transcript has 4 exons. Gene Ontology annotation, molecular function: catalytic activity. Bases 143 to 586 code for a protein of 147 amino acids. The record is from RefSeq and is a predicted model, not a curated record.
AUAUAUAGCGAGAGUCAUCCUAUAUAUAUGUUAUGUAUAAGCACAUACAUCAAGUAGUCAACUAACAUCAACUUCUUUUAAUUUACCAAGGAAACAAUUUUUUACUGGGGAAACUACUUAACGUGAUUAUAUCUUUGUCGACAUGGAAACUCAUAUAAAUAAUUGUAUCUUUUGCGAUAUCAUAAAUAACAGAACACCAAGCGAGAAGAUAUACGAGGAUGAUUAUGUGACAUGUAUUAAAGAUAUUAAUCCAGCUUCGACCCAUCAUUAUUUAAUACUGCCAAAUAAACAUAUACGCAAUGCAAAAGAACUUCAACCAGAAGAUGCUUCAAUUUAUGAGAGAAUCCUUUCUACAGUGGAUAUAAUAGCAGAAAAACAAGGUUUGGACCUUGCAGUUACACGCACUGGUUUUCAUUGGCCACCAUUUAAUACAAUACAUCAUUUGCAUUUACACGUUAUUUCCCCUGUAUGCAAUAUAGGUUUACUUAAAAGAUUUAUGUUCAAACCCAACUCGUAUUGGUUUGUAAGCACGGAAUAUGUGAAGUCUUACCUUAAAGACAAAAAUAAUCCUAGUACAUCAAGCUAAAAUAAGCUUAAAAGCAAGAUCAAUAGCUGUGAUAUCUUAUUUUGGAGCUUUAUAUGAUUAUAACAUUUUAACAACUAAAUUCACUACAGAAAUUACCUUAUGUGUUGUAAAUGUAUAAACAUGGUUUAUAUAUGUAAAUUACUUCCAUUGUUGUUAAAUGUAAGGAAAAAUAAGUAAAGAAAAUUUAAGUGGGUUUAA